AAGAGUAUAAACACUUGCAGGACUUUACUCACAGGCUUUAAAACGGCAGACACACUGCUGUCUCCAAACUGCCUGGGGAGGGAUGUGCUGAAGUGUCAGAAUGAAAACCCAGCUUCUCUUCAUCUCCUUCCUCUGUCUUCUUUCCAAGGUUUACACUCAGCGUUGCCAAACUCCAUGCUAUUGUCCUUGGCUUCCUCCCCGUUGCCCUCCUGGCUCACCUAUGGUCCUUGAUGGAUGUGGCUGCUGCAACAUAUGUGCCCGCAGGCUGGGAGAGCCUUGCAAUUCCCUUCACGUGUGUGAUAAGAGCCAGGGUCUAAUCUGUGACUACAGCGCAGCUCCAAUGGGGAGAGGAGGAAUCUGCAACUAUGAAGAAGGAGAUGAUGACAACUGUGAAGUGAAUGGGAAGAUUUAUCGAGAUGGAGAAGUGUUCCAGCCAAACUGUAAGGUCCAGUGCCGCUGCUCAGGAGGAGGUUUCACGUGUGUCCCCCUCUGCAGUGAGGACGUUCGCCUCCCUACUCCAGACUGCCCUCAUCCAAGACGUGUGGAGAUUCCAGGAAAGUGUUGCCCAGAAUGGAUUUGUGAAAGACAAGAGAGACAACUCUUGCAAGAUGCCGUGGCAGCACAAAGACUGCCUGGGACAGCAUCCAUGGCUUUCCCUGCUGCAUGUGAAGAAUGGAGCACUGAGUGGUCUGCUUGUUCUGCCAGCUGCGGUGUAGGAAUGUCUGUGCGGGUCUCUAACCAGAAUCCAUACUGUAGGCUUGAAACUCAGAGGCGCUUUUGUAUCUCGGGACCCUGCCAAGAUCUCAUGGGAAUACACAACAUGAGAGGAAGAAGAAACCGCUUAUAAAGUGUUCCAGUCCAUUCAGAAGCUGACAUACUGGCCCUAUCUUGGCAGCCAGGUCACAACAGACAAGAAGAGACUCAUCCCAGAAUGGAGAAAAGAAAAUGUCUGGCUUCCUAUAAGGAGGAAUCAGAAAAAAGGGUGACCCCCUUGUCACAGCUGAUGCCUGUUUUGCUUCUUAAUCCCACUGCAAUUAAUCUAGACAAAUGUUGUAUAGUUCAGUGAGAGAAGCCAGUCCGUAUGUUUUAAUACUUAGCAAAUACUGAAGUGCUUAUUGCCAGCUUGUGGCUACAAUUGUAAGUCCAUCACUGGGGGAAUGAUGCUUUGCAGCUGAGCUACAGUAACUCAAAGAACUAUGUUUUGUCAUUCUCCACACACUGUUUCUUUGCUAAAGGAUGGUACUGGGGACCUGGCAGGUGAUGCAGCCCCAUUGAUCAAAGUAGACUGUCAUCCUUAGAAUAAAUACAUAAUUGCAGUUGCCAAUGGCCUGAGAAUGGCUUGAUGAAUGCCACUUCAAGGGGUUCACACACACACAAAAAAAUCUAAUAUCCAGAGACAAGCCUUGGUGGUGACAUGCAAAAGAACAGACAUUAUGUUGCUGUGGUCCUUGAAGUCAUUUCUGAUAUAAAGCAAUCCUAGAUGAACCUUUACUUGCAAAAAAUGUUCAGAGAGGGUUUGUCUUUGCCUUUCACUGACCUUGAGAGAGUGUAACUUGCCCAAAAUCAUCCAUUGGAUUUUCAUGCCCAAGCAAAGAUUCAAAGCCCGAUCUCCAGAGUCUAGUCCAAUGCUCAACUGUAUGAAAAUCUAAGGAAUUAAAGUCUCCUUAUAAUAAAAUUGUCCAUGAAGCAAAUGUCACCUGACAAAGUGGAGUUUUAAUUGUUUACUAGUCUGUAGUAAAGUUCAGUUUAUUCUUUGAGCCUCAUCUCUCAGAAUUUUAGAUGGUUGUAAAUUCUGUUUUCUGUUUGUUGGUUGUUAUGUACCUUUAAGUUGUUUUCUACUUAUGGUGACCCUAAGGUGCUCCUACUACAGUAUUUCCAGGAGCUGAGAAUGUAUGACUUGUCAAAAGUGGGUCUCCAUUGUUGAGUGGGGAACAGAACCCUGGACUCCAGGGAUGCUGGCUCUCUGUUUGGGUGAUGAAAAAUAAAUAAAUGAUACACAGCUGAAAAGUCAAA
Molecule: messenger RNA, 2013 nt
Organism: Anolis sagrei ordinatus
Lineage: Eukaryota; Metazoa; Chordata; Lepidosauria; Squamata; Anolidae
Gene: CCN5
Product: cellular communication network factor 5
Biological process (GO): cell adhesion; signal transduction
Cellular component (GO): extracellular matrix; extracellular region
Molecular function (GO): heparin binding; integrin binding
Source: RefSeq, a predicted model, not a curated record